ACGUCCGAGAAACAAAGCACAAAGAAUCCCUUGUGACUCCCGCAUGGCUCACAAUAACAUGGCGGUAGAAUGUUUGGCUUGUGACGAAGGAAAAGCGUCAUACGCCCGACUCAGGUCAAAGGAAGAUUGAUUCACUGAAGUUUACAUAACUGACAAAAAGCACACUACUUUUCAAUGACUUGCUGCCUGUAUCCGCGAUGCAUAGGAGUUUGGUUCCAGAAUUACUUUUUUUGACUUUUUUUCACUACUCAUGACAUUCGUUUCUGACUACAGGGUUUGAUAUCCAUGAACACAUAGCAUAUUUAUUUCUAAAGCAUAGCGAUUUUAUUUUACAUUAAUUUUAAAUCCUUAAUUUCAAGUUACACAAGCUCAACAGCACGAUAGACUAGACCAAAAAAGAGAAAAUAAUAGACAAGAAUAGACAGCAGAUGGUAGACGAAAAUCAUCACCGAAGAGAGGCGGGCUCGCUCCGCCGGAACGACUCCAGCGUCAAACCGAGGCUCAGCGACGGGAGCAGUGUUAGUAAUAGUGAUGGAGGAGUCGUCUCCAGGGUUUUGGGGAGUAUUCGACGCAGGCGUCGAGAUAAACCGAAACCGUUGACACCAGCGGAGAUACAGUUGCAGCAGCGAAGAUUGUGGAUUGCUAACUAUCAGGGCUCACAUUCACCGGACCGGCCCCAGGUCGAUCGACGGAUGGGAGAAAAACUGUCUGAUAACGAGUAUGCCCGCAAGCUUCAGAGGAUGCAGGAACGGAAUGAGAGGAUUUAUGCAUCGGCCGACCGGAGUCAAAGCAGGGGCAGGGGUAUUGGUAGAAGUAGGACGGCAUUUGAAAUGAGUACUACGCUUAGCGAAGGUCGUUCGUCUGUGGCCUCGGGGAGCACUAGCGAAGAACGACCGUCAUUGCAGUUUUCCAGGACGGAAUGGCCAAUCGCAAAAGAAGGCAGUACUAGAGGACGGGCACCGAGUUCUCCUAUAUCUCCUGGGGCUGUGACGAUACAGGUAUAUCGCGACAUUGGUGGUAUAGAUCGAGGACCUAUUAUUCGGUAUAGGAAGGAGUCCGAGCAGAGGGCUCAGUUGCUAUCGAAUAAACUGUAUGCCCCAAGCGAGUCUUCUCAAAAGGGGCAUAGCUCGCAAGAGGGGUCGAGACAAGGAAGUACGGGAACGUCUAUUAGGUUUGUUGACAUAAAGACGCCGACUCGUGACGAUCCAAAUUCAACAACGCCUAGCCUCAUUCUUAACUCUUCUACCACAUCCCCCUACCCUAAAGACAUCUACAGCUCGCCGAAACCGAAGGACAAUAACCACAAAGGUCUCCCUACACCGCCCCUGGAGCCGGCCCAGCGGUGCCCGUGGCCAGGAUGCAAUUCGAUCCUAAGGACAGAAGAAGAGAAGAAGGAUAACCUCUGCACAGACUGCCACGAGACAUUGUAUCCCCGGGAAAGCGCCUUCUUCGGGUCCAACGAGGAACAAGCACCACCCGCCGCAGGCGACGCCGAGCUAGCAUCCCUCCAGGCUCUCGUCGGUGCCCGCGCCAAAGCCAACACCGAGACCGCAGAGAAAAGUACACAAGAACACACCACCCGCAAGAGAACGGUGAUCCCGCGCGUCGACAGCAAGUUCAGCACGUCAAGCUUCAAACUCCAGCCCGCGCCUAGAGGGAAACGCCAACGAUCCCCAGGAUCUUCCGAUGAAAGCGAAAACAGGCGUGAUGUAGUAAGAUCACCGCCUCCCUCAAGCCGCAACAAGCACAUUGGAUUUCAGGAUGUACGAUGGUUUCCGCUUUCGCCAAAAGAGCCGUCCGUUAAGUACUCGCCACCUCCAAAGCCCAAGCCGCAACCUCGCGCAGAAAACAAUGAUAGUAGGAUAGGCGCUGGCUUGCUACGUCCUGAAUCCCGCAAAAGCAGUGAUGAUUCAUGGACAACCGAUUUGCGAUGCAGCGAUAACGACAGCGAUGACAGUUCCGAGGAUGCGCUCUCGAAUCUUCCCAAAUUUGAUAUUGUUUCCCCGCCUAAAUGGCACCUCGAGGAUAAAGAAAGGCACCUCGAGGACAAUAAACACAAGGCCGCACCACUACCUGGUCGACAAACUGUGUUAUACCAAGAAAUCGAUGAUAUUAUUGAUUGCUACACGACGAUUGAGGGCGGCAUGAAGAUAACGGAACGUCAACAGAAGAGGGCAGAUACCGUGUCGUCGUUUUUCGAGCGGGAACCGGAGGAAAUCGAGAUGAAGCGACGGGGAUUUAUCUAGAGCUAGAAUGUCUUAAUAGAGACAGUGAGAAAAUCGCAAACGAUAUUAGAAGAAAUCAGGUAGACAAUUAGUAAAAACAACGUGGUGAUGGCAUUAUGGCAACAUGGCAAAUUAAGGAUCAACUACCCUAAAAGGAUAGAUGCCUAAGCAAAUGCAAUAUGAUGCGAUGUACAUGAAAGUAACU
This is a messenger RNA of Hypoxylon trugodes, 2430 nucleotides long. RefSeq lists its product as uncharacterized. The transcript has a single exon. The coding region runs from base 429 to 2246 and encodes 605 amino acids. The record is from RefSeq and is a predicted model, not a curated record. NCBI's taxonomy places the organism in Eukaryota, Fungi, Ascomycota, Sordariomycetes, Xylariales, Hypoxylaceae.